This is a messenger RNA of Anopheles maculipalpis, 357 nucleotides long. Its product is annotated as putative peptidyl-tRNA hydrolase PTRHD1. Lineage: Eukaryota; Metazoa; Arthropoda; Insecta; Diptera; Culicidae. The transcript is spliced from 2 exons. Gene Ontology annotation, molecular function: peptidyl-tRNA hydrolase activity. The coding region runs from base 1 to 357 and encodes 118 amino acids. The record is from RefSeq and is a predicted model, not a curated record.
AUGUCGGCUGCAAAGUUGGUUCAGUAUAUUGUCGUAAAUGGAGAAAUUGCAAAAACAUGGCCCAAAGGUGCACUUAUCGCACAGUGUUGCCAUGCCGUGGCUGCUGUGGCCCAUCUAUAUGCAACCGAUCCAGACACCGUGGAAUAUUUUAAGGACCUAGAUAAUAUGCAUAAAGUAGUGCUUGAGGCACCGGACGCGACCAAGCUGGCUGGUCUGGGGGAAACGUUGCAACAGAACGACGUGAAGCAUAAGGUGUGGAUAGAGCAGCCGGAAAAUUUAGCAACCUGCAUCGCCCUGAAACCGUACCCGAAGGAAGAGGUACAAAAGUAUAUGAAAAAAUUCAAACUGCUUAGCUAA